Messenger RNA from Cornus florida, 1915 nucleotides. RefSeq names its product histone deacetylase 19. The transcript has 8 exons. NCBI's taxonomy places the organism in Eukaryota, Viridiplantae, Streptophyta, Magnoliopsida, Cornales, Cornaceae. The record is from RefSeq and is a predicted model, not a curated record. Gene Ontology annotation, molecular function: histone deacetylase activity. The coding region runs from base 167 to 1663 and encodes 498 amino acids.
CGGCUAUAAAUUAGUGUAAAUAAUACAUUGUUGAACAAAAGAAAAAAAGAAAAAAUAAUCAACGAAAAGAAGAAGAGGGAGUAGAGAAAGCGUUCGGAGCCAUUUUUGGCGUUGUCUCGAGGAUUUCAGGUCUUCGAUUUCCGUUUCUCUAUUUAGAGGUUGGUUGAUGGAAAUUGGAGGCAAUUCCCUACCAUCUGGGCCAGAUGGGGUGAAGAGAAAAGUGUGUUAUUUUUAUGAUCCAGAAGUUGGCAAUUACUAUUACGGGCAAGGUCACCCAAUGAAGCCGCAUAGGAUUCGGAUGACACAUGCUCUACUAGCUCACUAUGGAUUGCUGCAGCAUAUGAAUGUUCUUAAACCUUGUCCUGCUAGAGAUAGGGACCUUUGUAGGUUUCAUGCUGACGACUAUGUUGCCUUCUUGAGGGGUAUCACCCCAGAAACACAGCAAGAUCAGCUGAGGCAGCUGAAGAGGUUCAACGUUGGUGAAGACUGCCCUGUAUUUGACGGUCUCUACUCUUUCUGUCAGACCUAUGCAGGGGGUUCUGUUGGUGGUGCUGUGAAGUUAAACCAUGGAUGUGAUAUUGCAAUAAAUUGGGCCGGGGGACUACAUCAUGCAAAGAAAUGUGAGGCUUCUGGUUUCUGCUAUGUAAACGAUAUUGUGCUGGCCAUUUUGGAACUUCUCAAAAUGCACGAGCGUGUUUUAUAUGUGGAUAUUGACAUUCAUCAUGGUGACGGGGUAGAGGAGGCUUUUUAUACUACGGACAGAGUCAUGACUGUUUCGUUUCAUAAGUUUGGAGAUUAUUUUCCUGGUACAGGGGAUGUACGUGAUAUUGGGUAUGGGAAGGGAAAAUAUUACUCUCUUAAUGUCCCGCUAGAUGAUGGAAUUGAUGAUGAGAGCUACCAGUCCUUGUUUAAGCCAAUAAUGGGCAAAGUGAUGGAAGUUUUCAGGCCUGGUGCUGUGGUUCUACAGUGUGGUGCAGACUCCCUGUCUGGAGACCGGUUAGGCUGCUUUAAUCUCUCAAUUAAAGGUCAUGCAGAGUGUGUGAAAUAUAUGAGAUCUUUUAAUGUUCCAAUACUGUUGCUGGGUGGAGGUGGCUAUACAAUACGCAAUGUUGCUCGAUGCUGGUGCUAUGAGACAGGAGUAGCACUUGGGCUUGAAGUUGAUGAUAAGAUGCCGCAACAUGAGUAUUAUGAAUAUUUUGGUCCGGACUAUACUCUUCAUGUUGCUCCAAGUAACAUGGAAAACAAGAACUCUCGACCGUUAUUGGAAGACAUAAGGGUUAAGCUUCUUGAUAAUCUCUCAAAACUUCAACAUGCACCGAGUGUGCAGUUCCAGGAACGACCACCUGAAACUGAGCUCCCAGAGGCAGAUGAAGAUCAAGAUGAUGAAGAUGAAAGAUGGGAUCCUGAAUCUGACAUGGAUGUUGAUGACAACUGCAAGCCUUUGCCAGGCAGAGUGAAGAGGGAAUUUCCUGAACCGGAGCAUAAUGACGCGGAGGACCUAAAAGUACCAGAGCGUGCAAGAGAAACAGAUGCACCACCAGCUGAGACUGCAACUUUAAAGGUUUCAAAUCCAGAUUCAAUGUCAAUGGAUGAACCAGAGAUUAAAGUGGAACAAGAAAACUCAAACAAGCCACCUGAUCAGCCUGCUGAGAUGAGUUCAUGAGUAAGGUUGCACACCCCCUAAAAAUAACUAUGAUAUACAUUGCUUUGUAAUAACUGUAGUUUUCAUACCCCAUUAAAAAUUCUUGUAUUUGGCAAUUUUCAUUCUCAUUUGGAAACUCACUUCCUUCCCCUCUCUCUCUCUCUCUCUCUCAUACACACAGACACAGAUGUUCCUUUUGUAGGCUCUGUUUGGAACUUAAGCGUCAAUUUCUGUAUCAGAGAAGUUUGAAGAACAUAGAUUAUAUUCCGUCCA